AGAGAAAAUGUCUAGGAAGCAACUCUCUCAUUCUCAUUACAUAUUCCAGGGCAGAUGCUUGUCACUAUAACCCAGCUUCAGGAUUCAAAUUAGGCCAUUCCUGUUCUUUCCACAAACCAGUUACCAGACAUAUCUUUUUCUUUUACCUUUCCCAGCAACUACAAGCCUUACGUAUGCAUAUCACUCAGUGCUACAGUUGGCAGGGAACUGAGCACCCCUCUUGAGCAUGCUCUUUCCUUGGCAUAGUUCCAUUGAUCCUUAUGCUGCUCAGCUGGAGUCUGGUAUGCUAGCUGUUGCUGCUGGUCUUUCUCCUGAGUUAGUCUACUCUAAUUUCCUACAAUUCUCUGGAGGAUAUUAAGUUCCAUGGCUGAUAGUCUUUGAAACAGCUAGGUGUACUGCAGGGCUUUGUAAUGCUGACAGCAACGAGCUGGCAAGCAACAUGGUUGAUCUUUACUGAAAUAAGUUCUCAGUGUGAUAAUUAAAGACCAGAGCAGAUGCUGAAGUAGCUGUCUGCCCCAUUUCUUCUCAUAUAUAUUGCCUUAAGUGAAUGAUGCAAGAAGUAGACCAAGUGCCUAAUCAUAUCCAGUCAUUUUUACUUGUGUCCCGAUUUUUUAGAUUGCCUUUCUAAUCAGUUCCCAAUGGCAAUAUCUGUAAUUCUGGCUUUUAAUGCUAAGGCCACAUUCGCUGAUAUGGCAGAGAUGGAGUAAUUUAAGAGGCUUGCCAUGUACCCAAGUCGCUCUGAACUCUUGCCAGUUUCAAAUGAUCUGGAGAAUGUUCAACUUCUAGUAAAUGUCCUUAAAACAACAAAAUAGUGCAGGCUGGUAAUAGUCUUUCUUUAAUUUAACAAUAGGACACACCCUAUUGAGAGUCAGCAUGGUGUUGUGAUUUCAGCCUUGGGCUAGGACUCCUAAGAAACCAGGAUCCAAAUCCCUGUUCAGCAAUGGAAAUCCACCCUACAUGGUGGGUGCUAUUUGACAACUGUGCGAUUUCAGUAGCUGUUCAGAUGCCUCUUCUGGGGGGUUGAAGUUCUAUGGAAUUGUGCCCAAGCUCUGCCGUUGUGCUGUGGGGAAAUGAGGAACUGCUGUCUGAGAGUGAGCUGGAUGCUUCCUUGUUUGUAAACGGUGCAACCUGGAGUUAAGCCCAGUAUAACAUCAUACUAGGAUUUUGAUCACAGAUUAUUUUUAUCAGAAGUUUAAUAAGAAACAUUUGGGGACGUUACUAUACUGGAAUAGAUUUGCAUAGUGGCAGAUGACAACUGGUAUUUUAACAAGUUUGUAAACAAAGGGGAACCUGGUAUAUGGGUCCAAAUCCCCAUAAUAUUAUGUUUCUUGAACUUUGACACUUAUUCUGUGCUUUACCCAUCUGCAUUUUCCCCAUAGGUGAUAGAUGUUACUGCACUCCAUAUGGAAGAAACUUGGGACACAAGAGAUCUGUGAAUUAAAUGACUCACUUCUAGUAAAUGUCCUUAAAACAACAAAAUAGUGCAGGCUGGAAAUAGCAUUUCUCUAAUAAAAACAAUUGGUCACACCCUAUUGAGAGUCAGUGUGAUGUAAUGAUUACUGCAUUGGAUUAGGAGUCCUAAAAGACCAGGAUUCAAAUCCCUGAUCCCACAUGCUCAGAACUGUAGUCUCACACUUCCAGCAUUCACCCAUUUGGGGAUAGUUGUGAUGUAAAAUGUUAGGAAGUUUGUAAUUAGGGAAAUUUCUUAAUUAGCUCAAAUUGCUGAGAGAGAGGGGUAACAACGCCCUCGCAAGACCGUGUCCCUUAGUGUAUACCACAGGACCAAAUAAUCCCUUAAGAGAUGAUGCGGAGAUAGGCUUCUCCAAUUAAAGUUCAAGUAUUUAUUAAAAGGGGGACACACGUACAGCAAUGAGCACACACACACACACAAGAGACUCAAUGAAAGUAAAGGUGAGAGAGUGGAAAAGAUUGCGAGGCAGAACUACGGGUGAUACUUACUUCCAAAGGCUUCUCUGAUCUCAGGUGGAUAUAUGACAGGAACAUGGAACAAGAAUUGUGAUGAUGACGGCUGUUGUGAGUGAGUGAACUCACUCGGUUGGCUUGAGUGGCUGGAUGGCUCUUUGGCUCCUUCUGCUGCUUUUGACGGAUAGAGUAUGGCUCAUGCCAAGGUUUCAAAGCAGGCCCAGUGAAUCUGUCCCUGAUGAGUUCAGUGCACCCUUGGAGCUCCGGCAGCAGCAUUUUGGCUUGGUGGAUGAUUAUGGCAUUAAACCAAGGCAUCCAAAAUUCCGGAAAUGGAAACUCCAUAAGGAAUCAGAACAACUGCACACAGCACACAAGAGCAAGCGAGAUGAGCCAAAUCUGGAAGAAUAUUAUGAUGAUGAUCUCCUUUAAUUUCUUUAAAAAGUGGCAAUCUGUCACCCCUUGGGUGGCCUUCCAUCAGCUAAUUUAAGGCAUAGCUAAAAACUGAGAUGAAGCCACAAAACAUUUAGUAGAGUAGGCAAUGAUCAAAAUCUUACUUUCAUGCCUCUUAUUUGUAUAAGCUGAGAAGCACACCACAAUUCUCUUGUGUUAUGUGCAUAUCUACUAUAAACACUGAUUUGGACAAUGAA
Sceloporus undulatus (fence lizard) is the source of this 2570-nucleotide messenger RNA. RefSeq names its product chromosome 1 C11orf94 homolog (gene FREY1). The record is from RefSeq and is a predicted model, not a curated record. NCBI's taxonomy places the organism in Eukaryota, Metazoa, Chordata, Lepidosauria, Squamata, Phrynosomatidae. The coding region runs from base 2074 to 2352 and encodes 92 amino acids. The transcript is spliced from 4 exons.